GGCGCCAUGGCCGACGUGUUCCCGGGCCCCGAGCCCGGCGCGGACCCGGACGUGGUGCAGCGCUUCGCUCGCAAGGGAGCCUUGCGGCAGAAGAACGUGCACGAGGUGAAGGAGCAUAAAUUCACCGCGCGCUUCUUCAAGCAGCCCACGUUCUGCAGCCACUGCACCGACUUCAUCUGGGGGUUUGGGAAACAAGGAUUUCAGUGCCAAGUUUGCUGUUUUGUGGUUCACAAGAGGUGCCAUGAAUUUGUUACGUUUUCUUGUCCUGGUGCAGACAAAGGGCCUGACACUGAUGAUCCCAGAAGCAAACACAAGUUUAAAAUCCACACAUAUGGAAGCCCAACGUUCUGUGACCAUUGUGGAUCAUUACUGUAUGGACUUCUACAUCAAGGGAUGAAAUGUGACACUUGCGAUAUGAAUGUUCACAAACAGUGUGUAAUAAACGUUCCAAGUCUGUGUGGAAUGGAUCACACAGAGAAAAGAGGAAGGAUUUAUCUGAAAGUUGAAGUCAGUGGUGACAAACUGCAAGUCACAGUACGAGAAGCAAAAAACUUAAUCCCUAUGGAUCCAAAUGGACUUUCAGAUCCAUAUGUGAAGCUGAAACUUAUCCCUGACCCAAAGAAUGAAAGUAAACAAAAAACAAAAACCAUCCGUUCCACUCUAAACCCACAUUGGAAUGAAUCAUUUACAUUUAAAUUGAAACCUACAGACAAAGAUCGACGGUUAUCUGUAGAAGUUUGGGACUGGGAUCGAACGACUAGAAAUGAUUUCAUGGGAUCGCUUUCAUUUGGGGUGUCAGAGCUUAUGAAAAUACCAGCGUGUGGAUGGUACAAGUUGCUUAACCAAGAAGAAGGUGAAUACUACAAUGUCCCAAUUCCAGACGCUGAUGAUGAUGGAAAUGUAGAACUCAGACAGAAAUUUGAGAAAGCCAGACUUGGACCAGCUGGUAACAAAGUCAUUACUCCCAUAGAAGACAGGAUUUCCAAUAUACCAUCCAACAACCUGGAUAGUGUGAAGCUGACAGAUUUCAACUUUCUCAUGGUGCUUGGGAAGGGGAGCUUUGGAAAAGUGAUGUUGGCAGACAGGAAGGGGACGGAGGAGCUGUAUGCAAUCAAAAUAUUGAAAAAAGAUGUGGUGAUUCAGGAUGAUGAUGUGGAAUGUACCAUGGUUGAAAAACGAGUCCUAGCACUGCAGGAUAAGCCACCUUUCCUAACACAGCUGCAUUCUUGCUUCCAAACAGUUGAUCGUCUGUACUUUGUUAUGGAGUAUGUGAAUGGUGGUGACCUCAUGUAUCACAUUCAGCAAGUAGGAAAAUUUAAGGAGCCACAGGCAGUGUUUUACGCAGCUGAGAUUUCAAUUGGGCUAUUCUUUCUCCAUAAAAGAGGAAUUGUUUAUAGAGAUCUGAAAUUAGAUAAUGUGAUGCUGGAUUCAGAAGGACACAUAAAGAUUGCAGAUUUUGGGAUGUGCAAAGAACAUAUGACAGAUGAAGUAACAACGAGGACAUUCUGCGGCACUCCAGACUACAUUGCACCAGAGAUUAUUGCUUAUCAGCCCUAUGGAAAAUCAGUAGAUUGGUGGGCCUACGGUGUGCUGUUAUACGAGAUGCUAGCUGGUCAGCCUCCAUUUGACGGGGAGGAUGAAGAUGAACUCUUCCAGUCCAUAAUGGAGCAUAAUGUUUCCUAUCCUAAAUCGCUGUCCAAAGAAGCUGUUUUUAUCUGCAAAGGGUUAAUGACAAAACACCCUGCAAAAAGGCUUGGCUGUGGGCCUGAGGGGGAGCGUGAUGUCAGGGAGCAUGCAUUCUUCAGGAGAAUCGACUGGGAGAAACUGGAGAACAGAGAGAUUCAGCCGCCAUUCAAGCCUAAAGUGCACUUCUGUACCAAAAUGCACUGGCUUCAGUGGGCAUCGAGGUGUUCGUGUGGCAAAGGUGCUGAAAACUUCGACAAAUUCUUUACUCGAGGACAACCAGUGUUAACACCGCCUGAUCAGCUGGUCAUUUCUAAUAUAGACCAAACAGAUUUUGAAGGGUUCUCCUAUGUCAACCCACAGUUUGUACACCCGAGCUUACUAAGUGUAGUAUGAAGCUAAUAGACAUGAACAAAUCACGCAGUGGAAAAUGGACCUUUGCCCUAGAAUUUUUAGGCCUUUGCCUUGUUGGUUCCAGUUGGGCCUGGAAAUUGUAGGGUAAAAAGUACAGGAGAAGGGGGAGGGAAAAGGACACUCAUUCAGGAUUUGGCUUUGCAGCAAAGAGAAGUUGUCUUAGUAGGAGCUCAUGUAAUACACAGUGUCCAUUUAUUCACACUACUGACUGUAGGGUUAUUCUUAUGAGGUUAUCCAUUUUUGGUAUAUUUUUAAUAUAUUUGCAUAAUUUCUAUUGUCCUUUUCCACCUCCCCUCUGGCACUGGAAAAGCGUAUUAGAAAGGAUGAAAGAGCAUCAAAUAGGCUGAAAAGAAAAACAACCCACCUUAAAAUGGAAAGGCUUCAGCCCAUAAAUGUGGAUAGCAUGAAAUGUGAGCAGUAGGCCCUGAGGGGCUCUUCCUUCUGGUCUUCCUGAUGACUCCUGAUGAAACAACAGCACAAGUGACUGAAAGGGAGGGGUAACUGGGGCGGGGGGCACUGUGUAAGUUUGUUCAAAGCAAGAUGUUUCAAAACUAUUGCUUUUAGAAAAAUAUGGACACGUACUAGGUUGAUUUUUUUUUUUAAUGAAAUAAUGUCAGACUCCUGUGCUUUGAGACUCAAUUGCACAAAGCAGACGCAAAUUUAAACAGAUUUUCAGUACAGGCCAGAUAUUUAGGACUGAUGAUAACUAGCGCACAGGACAAAUAUUAGCUCAAGGAUAAAAUUGCAUAUUUAAUAGUAAUAAAAAUAAUAAUACUUGUGUUAACUUUAAUCUCCAUGAGAUUAUUCUGUGAUCCAGGUGCCAUUGUUAUAUUAAUUUAAUUUACCCCACUACUCAAGUUCAUUGUUAGCCAGUUCUACUAAUACCAAUAUUUUGCUAUAAAACUUUUGUUAAUGAGAGUGUGAAACAGAACUGUAACCCCUUACAACCCACUCACACGUAUUCAUUUAGUAGGCUGCAGAAUAGGGUAGUAAAGGAGAGCAGUGUUCAGUAAUUUAAUGACAGUGUGGAGUUCAGAGUCACUUCCUGCUUUCCCCAAGGUAACUUAGAAAAAUAUGAGGUUUUUUUUGUCUAAAUUCCAAUUUAAAUAUUGGUUUAAAUCCCAUGGAGCUAUAGAAUAUGGGAGCCUGAAAGAAAAAGCAGUUAAAAAAUUUUUAUUGGUAGAAGGGAAUUUAACACAUUUUGCAUAUGCUUCAUGCAAUGAAUUUUGCAUGUUUAAUAAUAACCCUUAAUAAUAAGCAAAUCUCUAUUAUUGACAUAAUCAUAUCAAGUAUAAAGAGAAUAUUAAAAAAAACUAUAAGACAAAAUUGUACUAUGUUUGUGAAGGUUCUUGUUCUAAAUGAGCAUUAUUAUUUAGAUUUAGCUAAAUGUUUUAUUGCUAAUUUUUUUGUUUUUUUUUAUUUUAGUUUAUGAAUAUAGUCAAUGGGAUAGGAUAUACUAUUUUUUGUUUAAUGUAGAUCUAUUUUUAAACAAUAAUGGCUACCUGCAGGUUUUAUACAAGAUUCAAUGAGGCUUUUAUUUCACAUAUAUUACUUGCAAAAAAGAAAAUAGAUUUUCUUUAUUUGCGGUGAUGAACACUGUAAUUAAUGCAGUCUUCUCUUGUAGCAAUCAUCUGGUUAAAAUGAUUGAUAUUUCCUCUUAGAUCUUACUAGAAGAUAUUGAUUCAAAGAUCCUUAAAUACUUUUGUGCAUAUUUUGGUUGCAUUAUGGCAUGUAAAUUGGUAUAGUCAUUACCUUUUCCUUUUCCUUUUGCCUUGUUAAUGUUAGCCAUCUUAGACAUUUUUUGCCUUCUGGAUGUGCAUGUCAAUGCCAGAAGCAUGUUGUCUCUAUUGCUGCAUGCAGACUGAUCUAACGUUUUUUUCUCAGCAUGUAAACUUACUUUCAUGCAAAGUAAAAUAUUUCCCGUCAAAUACUUAUAAAUUUAUCAGAAUCUGCAACAAAGGGUGCAAUUUCUGUAACAUCAGUUUUGUAUUACAAUAGAUCAUCUAAACUCUGCCAAAAUGCUGUGGAAGGGCCCAAUCCUGUAAACUGUUACUCAUAGAACUAUUCCUUACUUCCUUGAGCAGUCUCACAGAUGCAGUGGAGUUAUGUCUGGGUGAAAUUCAGCCAUGUGCAGAGGGCCAGUAUAAAGCUUAUGUAUCUCUUCUACUCUCAAAAGUUGUUGAGGGUGUCAGUGGUGCAUAGUCCUCAUGACUUGUGCUGAUCUUCUGCACAGGAGUGGAUUUCACCCACAAAUAAUCCCAUUGCAAUCGCUGGGCGCACUCUCCGAAGAAAAGGUCGACUCAUGCAAGUAUGAGUGUUGGGGAUUGAGCUCUAAGUGAAUGAGUAAUCCUGGGCUACUGGUAAAAUGGAACAUUCUGAGAUCUUAGAGAAGAAUACCGCAAAUGAGGAGCACCUUAAACAAACCAGAGCUCAAGCUAUUGCUGAACUACAGAAACUUUCAAACAAAAUUUUAAAUUGUUUUAGGAAUAAUAAUUUAAAACAAAAUCUGUGUCAAAAUAUUAAGUUACCUGCCAAAGCUGAGAAUGAAUUGUCUUGUUUGUAUAUCAUAUAUAUAUUUAAAAACAUGGGUAUUCAACAUAAAGGAUGUGGAUACCUGAAGAAUUUCAUGACCUGCUACAUUCUAAUCUACUAGCAUCGAACUCCUGACACAGGAUAGGGCCAGCAAGGCAUCAUGCCGCAUUUGAUGGUGGAUUCAGUAGAUUACUUCAAAGGCUCAGAUUUAGAAUAAAGGGGUCUUAACGUCACAGCUGCCGAUACUGAUGGGAGCAGUCAUUAAAUGUACUCUACGGGUACGUCUAUCCUGCAAUAAAAAACUUCCAGCACCCAGUCUCAGAGCCUGGUCAGCUGAAUUGGGCACAUGGUGUGCGGGGCUACAAAUUGCAGUGCAGAUGUUCAAGGUUGGGCUCGUACCUGAUCUCUGAUACCCUCCACCCUUGCGAGGCUUCAGAGCCAUGGUUGCAGCCCAAGUCCAAUGAUCUAUACUGCAGUUUUUAGCCCCACAGCCUGAGUCCUGCGAGCCUAAGUCAGCUGACUCAGGCCAGUCAUGGCUUAGCCAGUAGUCUUUUAUUGCAGUAUAAGUGUACCCUUGGAGUAUGAUGUUGGGCAUUAAGUAAUGGAGAGACUUUGAAAAGGAGAAAAUAGAAAAGGAUAGCAGAGCACUGAAGAUCUAGAGAUGAGAGAAGCAGCAUGGGAGACUAAAUGGGACAGAGCCAAGCUGUACAGGAGAUUGGUAGACAAGAUAUGGAACUUGUGUUUUCCUUAGGAGGUAUCGGGUGAAGUGGAGCUAUGGAAUAUAUCAGUUUGUAGACCCACAUUUUAAAUGUUAAACAGUGCUGUGCCUACUGGGGCAUAACAUUAAAGGGCUGGUCCAACAUCCAAACCUCAAAUGAUUUGCUUUUGUUCAUUUCCUCAAGAUUUUUCAUUUUUAUUUCUUUAAGCACUUGCAUGAGCUCUGCAAUUGGUUAGGUUAAAAACAGGAAGUCAUCUUUGAUCAUGUUACCUCAAAGUUCCUGUGUGUGUGACCUCUCCUGUCUUCUUGUGUAGGUUUUUGUAAUGCUCACAGAAGGGUACUGAGAACUUGCCCAUCCUACAGGGAUAAGGCAACAUUGUGCAGAACUGUCUAAAAGUGGCUGUCUAGACAAGUUAUCUUUAAUUAACUCCUAUGCCUUACUCACAAGGUUUCAUAUGAGCCCUGAUGUUAGGACCAGCCCUUUACACAUAAUUUAAAAGGCACAUCCAGUGACUUCCUCGUGAUUUGGAAAUGCAUUAUAGAAAGUAAAACCCUAAGGUUACAGCAAAAGUUCCUAAUGCCAUUUUAAUACAGCUGUUGUUUAUUUAUCAGAUAUCUAUAUACAGGUGUGGCUAUCCAGAGAACUUUGGUUAAAAUGAGUAGUCAUUAACAUUAAAGUGACCUCAUUUAAGUUAGAACCUUUCCCUUUGAGACAACAAAACCCCCUGAUAUCAUGAGUUUGUAAAACUAGAAUUGACAUUUUGUUGCAUUUAAAUUUAGGUGCCAGUUUUAAGAACCUGAUCUUAUAAGAUCCUGAAUGGACUUUGCUCCCCUUGACUUCUGAAGGAGACGAGAGUGCCCAGAACACCCACAAUUAGGUAAUACUGUCACUAUGCUGCAGCAGUUGUAGGUGCCUGUUGGAGAUAAAUUGGGCUGAGGGCCGAUAAAUAUAGAGAUGUUCCAAAGAGGUUGUAAAAACCUCAAUUCAUGGGGAGUUUUAACUACUGAGAAAAAGCUUGGGCUUCAGGCUGCUAAUCUGAAACUUCUUAUGAUUGACCAUAUUCCGUUUUCCCCCUUAAAAAAACCCAAACACUCUCUAAUAAACUGCAUAUUUUUAAAACUAGUGGUUUUAAAAAAAAAAUUACAAGUAACAUAUCUCUACGUAAUGUGUUAGAAACACUCUCCGUAGAUGCAAACUCUGUCCAUUUCCCAGCUGCAUUAGUGAGUAAGCAGUGAAAUAAAUAGGGUCUGUGUGUUCCUGUCUGUAGGUGAAAUCCACCCCAUGCAGAGAGCUAGCACAAACCUUGGAACCACGCAAGUCACACGUAAGGCCUCAACGAAUGACUUGGUUCCUAGGCCUCCUACUGGUCCUCUGCAUUGGGUGGAUUUCACUCUGUGGGCAAAAUCCUUCAAGUCUUUAUUCACGUCCUAUUGAUUUCAGUGGGGUUACUUGGGUGAGGUAAGGACUGCUACAUGAAUACGGACUUGAAAGUCAGAGCCCAUUUAUCUGCACUCCAUAUCCUGUUGCUAUCAACAGGAAUUGCACAUACAUAAAGAGAGAACACACUCCAAACAUUAAAAAUGCCAACAUAACCCACGUUAGAAAUUCAGGGGGGGAUGGGGACAUUUAGCCUUCAGAUAUUUCAUAGUCUGCAGAAAUAAAAUGUGAUUUUUCUUUUACAACCUAAAUACAGUUACACUGUCAAAACCAUUCAUUAGUGAAUAAAGUAACCGACAGCACGUGUACACUGUGAUCCUUUUAAAUCCUUCCUGUCCUGCAGUGUCAAUUUCAUUGGAAAACAACUGCGCUCCUGUGAAACAAACAAGGGGAAAAGCCUGUCUCCUUGCAGGAAAGGUGGAAUGUUAAAGGUCCAGUGUUGCAAUUGCUGAUAACACUUAUGGAUGUUGGUAUUGUACUGUUGAGAAUAUCCCACUUCCACUUUAAUUGAAUUGUCUCGUUAGCAGUGACCCCCACUCUGUAAGGCAACUCCCAUCUUUUCAUGUUCU
Messenger RNA from Gopherus evgoodei (Goodes thornscrub tortoise), 7354 nucleotides. RefSeq names its product protein kinase C alpha (gene PRKCA). Gene Ontology annotation, molecular function: diacylglycerol-dependent serine/threonine kinase activity; ATP binding; zinc ion binding. The coding region runs from base 7 to 2079 and encodes 690 amino acids. NCBI's taxonomy places the organism in Eukaryota, Metazoa, Chordata, Testudines, Testudinidae. The record is from RefSeq and is a predicted model, not a curated record. Gene Ontology annotation, biological process: protein phosphorylation. The transcript has 18 exons.